AUGAUUCCCACAGCAGAUGGUGCAGAGGGAGAGAAGCCCAACAAGGAAGAGGAGGAGCACGUAAAGUUCCGCAGCAAGGCCGCGAUGGUGUCAAUGAAGCCGCCACCGCCCGAACUCGAAAGACCUCUGCUGGGCGAGCUGCUCUUCCUGAAGCUUCGCCCGCUGUUGCAGGGCACGGAGAGUCCCGUGCAGGUGAGCUCCAAGGUCGUGGGUAUGCUGCUGCAGCUGCCCCUUCCGGAGCUCCGGCAAACUGUCGCCUCCUCCUCUCGGCUUCGGCAAAGACUCAACGAGGCGCUCAAACUCCUCAGCAUUCAGCCUCCCAGCUCGACACCUCAGACAUCCAAAGAGGGCCCUGAGAUGCGCCCGCCGGCUGCUCGUCAGGCUGAGCUGCUGUUUCUCGUGCUGACCUGCCUCCUCGACGACCGAGAUCUGGCCCUCUCCCUCACAAGCUCCCUUCAGCGACGCCUCACCGAGGCAGAGCUGAUGGGCUGCUUGGUGGAAGAGAAGAAGCUUCGUGCCUCUAUCAAAGCUCUUUCCAAAACAUUGGAGAAGGAGCUGAAAGACGAAAAAAGUGCGGAGGCGCUUCUCCGCGACUUCGACAGCCUGUCACCAGUGGCCCGUGCCAAGCGGUUCUCCUCGAGUGGAGGCGAAGCUCCCAGCGGCCGUUUGCAGGCGGGACAAUUACUUCGCGCAGCUCUGAAGCACGUGGCAAACCCAAAGGCUGUCGGGCGACAAGUUGUCGCAGCGUUGGCGGCCAACAGCUUGGCGUUGACACCGAAUCUGGUGACAUUGCUCGAACUUUGCGACCUGCCAACGGCAGAAGCGGUAGCCCUGGGCGCCAAGCUGCCAACAAGUGCCCCGCAGAAACAAGGGGCAGGACGUGAGCGGCGAGGGCAUUCACCAAUGGGGCGAAGGGCAACUUCACAAGCACCUGUUCGGAGAGGCCGCCAAAGUGAGCGCGGCGCCGCAGCGCCGAGGCGCCGCAGCGCCGAUGCGCGGCCUCGAGGCGAAGGGGCAGCGGACGUCGGGAUGGCACACAGCCAGCACAAGCCAGAGGCUGCAGGUGCUGCCAAGACAACCUUCACAAAGCAGAGCAGUGCUGCUGCACAGUCUCCAGGCAAUGUGGAGUUCUCCAUGGCUCGCCCUUCAGAAGGUGCCACCAAGCCGAGUUCGGAGGUCACUGCAAGCGGAAGCGCUUCUGCAGGAUCCAAUCCACCAUCGACGGCUUCGAAGCUCUACUCAGCGGCGCUGAUGCAGCCAAAGCCUCAGACCUCCAGGCCGAUUGCGAGGGAGCCAAAGCCCAGAGAGGACUUUCCGACAUUGACGUCUCGAAAUGCGGCCAAGCAAAGCGACGAGGCCCGGCGCCGCAGUCAGUCACAGGCGCCACAGGCGACACCACCACCCCAGGAGGUCUCCUGUGCAGCUCGUGCCACCAGUGCAGAGCCUGAGCAGCAGGUUGAGGCCGGCCAGACGCGGCGCCCAGAGCGCACGAAGCGAAAAGGCCACGUGUGGUCGCCAAUGACGGAUGCGUUUGAGGCUGCCCGGGCCAAAGGGGAGGCUGAGGAGCCGAAGGCAGCGGCGAAGGCGGCGGCCAAAGCGAAAGCAGCCGCCAAGGCGACGGCUGCAGCCAACAGUCUAGCUCAACAGGAGAUCCGGCAGCAGCUGCAAGACAUCGCCGAGUCGAAGCUGAGAGCCGUGGAGAGCGAAGACUUCGAGCUCGCCCAGCAGCUGAAGCAGCGGGAGCAGGAGCUGCAGCAGCUCUGCGGACCCACAAAGUCCUGGGCCUCCAUCGCUACACCCGCUGCGCAUGCUCCCACACGAAGCUCGAAGAUAGGCGUUGGCGUGCCUCCGAACCGGAGCCUGUCGCCCGCGCGGGCGCCACCGGGGUCCGGCGGGUCGAGUCAAUCUGGCGCGAAGCUGGUCUUCGUGCUGACCGCCCCAGGUGAGCUCACUGUGGAGUCCUUCAAAGCAACCUCAACCCAUGUGGCACGACGAGAUGCCCUGGCGAGGAUUGCUACAGCAGCGCUGUGGAGGGGCCGAGGUCUGGCCUGGGAGGAUGUUCAUGAGAUUGUGUUCAUCUUCGAGGAUUACCACGCGCUUCACAUAUCUCCUCGAUUCGUGGCGAGCUGCCCCGUGCCAUCCGAAUACCAUCUGAUCAUGGUGCUGGCGCGCGCGCUGGAAGGAACCGGAAUGCCAGGACUUCAGAUCACCACGCCAGACAGGGACAGAUUCCUUGGAGGCCAUAUCGAAGACAUGGUUGCCAAGUACGGUCGAUCUGGCUCGUCUGCGGCGAUCUUGUUGCAUGAGACCUUUCCGCGGAGCCUGGGCCUCUACGACGCGCGUGGUGGAGGAUCGCGAGACUCCCCGAAAUCCCUGGUCUUCUUCCUGGGCGCGGUGAAGGACAUGACGCCCGAAGAGCGAGGUGCCGUCCAUCGCGCCUGCCGCAGUCAGAUGGUGCCCUGUGUGGAGGCAAAUCUCGGUCAGCAGGCGGAGUUCACUUCGAAGAUCAUUGAUGUUCUGCACGGGCACCAUCUGUACGGGCGCCUGGCCCCAGCAGUGUGGCGAUGCGCGCGGCAUCCACAAAAGGAGCUGCAGGCAGAGGCAACUCGCCCAGCUCCACCAAGCGGGCUGCUGUGGGUCUUCGUCCCGAUGAGCGGAUCGCCUCGUGAUCCCGUUGCUGAUGACAAGAAGAGGGACGGGCAAUACGAAAUUCCGCGCUGCUGCAUUUCUCAGCUGUGGUGCUCGAAAAGCGAGCAUCGCUGCCACGCGCUGUCUUUUGUCUACCCAAAUGGGGAGGUUCUGACAGUGAACCCUUCUUUGGUCACCUGCCUCAAGCUGCAGCACCGCGCCGCGCCGACCGAGCGAAACCUGGUCAACGCGCUCCGCGUGGCCACCGGGGACUGGAAGGCCGACCCCAGCUUAACGGUGGACACCGGCUGCGUUGUUCUCAGCAAAGCCUCCGACAUCAUGGCACAGCGAGGAGGUGCUUUGCUGCCCCAGCGGACGGCCCUUGUCGACCUGGAGCUGGAUGGAAGCCCCUCUGCUCAGGGUCCUGGCCGCCUGGACGUCUACGCUUCCCGAGCUCCAGAUGCACAGAAGCCAGUGCGAGAUGUGGUCGUUCUCCUGCACGGCGAACGCGAUUUUCCCCGAGGGUUCCGUGAGUCGGUGGCUCAAGGACUCCUGGGCCUGAAGAGCUUGCCUCAGUCGCCUUGGCAACGCCUUGCCAUGCCCCGUCUGAGCAUCCACGCUGCGAUUUCCCUCCUGGGACAUUACUGGGACACGCGAGUGCUGUCCUUGUCACUGUCCCCGACCGCAGUCACAGGCGCCGAGCGGCUGCCUGAAAGACGCAAGGAGGCCAAAUCCAUGGCAACGCCGAAGAUCCUCCAGAGGAAGGCUGGCGACUCUCCUGGCAAUGCUACUCGGGUUGCCUGGGAGGAGUUGGUCAGCAGUGAUGAGGACGCCACACCCUGGUCUGCAGCUGCGGAAAAAGGGCAUCGCACCUCUGCGAGCAAGCAAGCGGCAUUUCGGGCGCUUUUGAACUCCAGAUGCAAAGCCCAUCGCCACCUCGCAGACUUCAAGCUUGCAGAAUAUAGCCGACAUGACUGCCAAGUUGGUACGCGCAUGAGUGCCAUGCCGCCAGCGCUGAAGUAUGAGACAGACUUGUUUAAAACGCCUUGA
Symbiodinium natans is the source of this 3678-nucleotide messenger RNA. Lineage: Eukaryota; Dinophyceae; Suessiales; Symbiodiniaceae. The record is from the annotation of a GenBank genome assembly.